Messenger RNA from Fonsecaea nubica, 960 nucleotides. RefSeq lists its product as hypothetical. Gene Ontology annotation, molecular function: hydrolase activity. The record is from RefSeq and is a predicted model, not a curated record. Lineage: Eukaryota; Fungi; Ascomycota; Eurotiomycetes; Chaetothyriales; Herpotrichiellaceae. Bases 1 to 960 code for a protein of 319 amino acids. The transcript has 3 exons.
AUGGCGUACGCACAAUCAUGGCUCGAUCUAGAGAAGAGCCUGGGUGGCCGCACGGUCAUGACCGGAACGCCAGAAGAGAUUCGUGCCCAGUAUGAUCAACUUGUGGCCUUGCUGCUUCCUCAAUUGUCUCCCCCAUCAGACGCCGUCGAGAGCAAAGACGGCGAAGUCGAGGGCAUCAAGUACCGCUUGUACACACCAAAGGAAGCUGCCAAAUCAGGCCCCCUACCUGUGGCCAUCUGGACGCACGGCGGAGGCUGGAUGACCGGCGACCUCAACUCGGACGAUUUGCUCUGCAGGGUUGUUGCUGAAGCUGUUCCCUCAAUUGUCAUCAACAUCGACUAUCGCCUUGCCCCCGAGCACAAGGUCCCCACACAGCUCCAGGACUGUUUGACCGUGUACAAAUGGGCACGACAAAACGCCGCCUCGUAUGGAGGUGACCCAAACAAAUUCUACACCGUUGGUGGCUCUGCAGGUGGUGCACUGGCGCUCCAAAUCGCCAACCGUCUGGUCAAAGACCCCUCGAAGCGCGAUGGCAUCAAGGGUGUCGCCGCCGUUGUGCCCUGUACGCUGCACUGGGACAACGUCCCAGAGGAGUAUAAGGGUAUCUACAAAGCGUACGAGGAGAACAAGGAGGGCGUCCCCAUCAUCGACAAGAAAUCGAUGCAGAUUUUCUACGAACACGCAGGCGCCGAUCCCAAGGACAGCGACAUCUUCACCGCUCUGGCCACAGAUAACCACGCCAACUUCCCUCCCACAUAUUUCGUCAGCUGUGAAAAGGAUCCCUUGAGAGAUGAUGCGUACGUGAUGGAAGCCGCACUGAAGAAGGCAGGUGUCCCUACCAAGCACGACCACUACAAGGGAUUGCCUCACUAUUUCUGGAUCUUCCCCUCUGUGCCCGAGGGGCAGCAGUUUGUGGCCAACUUGAUUGGGGGUAUCAAGUGGCUUGUGUCGCAGAUGUAA